This is a messenger RNA of Colletotrichum phormii, 1188 nucleotides long. RefSeq lists its product as uncharacterized. The transcript has a single exon. Bases 394 to 1008 code for a protein of 204 amino acids. NCBI's taxonomy places the organism in Eukaryota, Fungi, Ascomycota, Sordariomycetes, Glomerellales, Glomerellaceae. The record is from RefSeq and is a predicted model, not a curated record.
GUGGUGGUGGGGGAGGAGGGGAGGGCAGAGACAGAGAGAGAGAGAGAGGCUCUAAUCUCCUUCGCGGGAUCCACCGAUCUAUGGACGGGCAAGAGGAUGGUGAGGGUCUAGAGCAGAAGAGUGUUUCUCGCGGCGGGAAGAAGAGGGUCCAGUCCAGUAUGUUUCGUCGUCCCUGAGAAACAAUGAGACGAUCGCCCGGUCCAUGAACGCAGACCCACGUACAUAUAGGUGUCAGAUCAAUGGAUAAGCUGAACCAGGUACGGUGCUCUGGGCGGCUUUAGCUGUUGAUCCAGAAAGAAGCUCGAGCCAGUUGCUCUCUUGUCGCCUACGAUUCUUGAUUCCGGCAUGGCAGGCGAGAGAGUGAAAGAGUGCUAGAAGGACAGGCUCAGGGCUAUGCCUGUCUGCAUGGGUUCUGAGUUGAGAAAGCAAAGAGUCCAAAUCUGGAGCAACUGGCAGGGUACACAGCCGUGUCCAAGUUUGGGGCUGCUGGGAUACGGAUACAUCAUGAUCAAAGUACCCAUUCGUCAAGCCCAGACAACCAAAUCCUACUCUAUCUUAGGUUGCAGUUUGUGUGGAUUACCCUGGUCCUUGGGGGGGGGAUUCAUAGUGAUCGAGUCAACUUUGACCAGGGUCGACCACGGAGGAACUGCUGCCAGGCAGCUGGAGACUCGGAGAACCAACCGGGGGCAGAUUCGACGAAGAAGAAAGAGUACCUGCAUGAACCGCUUCUGCUUAUUCAAGGAUCGCGGGUUGGUGAAGGGUGAGGAUGAUGGACGACAAGGGGGGGUAGGGUGGAUGUUGGCAACCCACACGCUCUUGAAUCUUGGGUCGGAGACAUGGCUACAUGGCUCUAUCUUUCUCUGUAUCCAUCUCCAGAUGCGGACGUCCGAGCAUUGCAAGACAACCGGUAGACUUCCACUGGUGAGGUCGGAAAGAAGCAGGGAGGCCGGAAAGACUCCAUUGUCAGACGUGAGAGCAAGAACGCGUCUCCGGUUUUUCUCUUGCUAGCUGGCUAGCUAUCAAAGGUACAUGACACCGCGGCAGGAAGCAGCCCAUGGCGAGCGGGACAGACAGCUGCAGUGGUAGUGGUGGUGGUGGUGGUGGUGGGGUUCCAGAGAAGACAAGAGGAAGCGUUUGUCUGUGUGAAGGCCGCGAGAGUGAGAGAGGAAGAGUGGAGAUGCCCAGACG